This is a messenger RNA of Oncorhynchus masou masou (cherry salmon), 1943 nucleotides long. RefSeq names its product TNFAIP3-interacting protein 1-like. NCBI's taxonomy places the organism in Eukaryota, Metazoa, Chordata, Actinopteri, Salmoniformes, Salmonidae. The record is from RefSeq and is a predicted model, not a curated record. The transcript has 12 exons. The coding region runs from base 522 to 1943 and encodes 473 amino acids. Gene Ontology annotation, biological process: regulation of transcription by RNA polymerase II; negative regulation of canonical NF-kappaB signal transduction; cellular response to lipopolysaccharide.
CAUAAGCCGAAGAUCUCUUUGUUUACCAUGAACAUUUAUAGAAAGUUGGCUAGCUACGUUGUCUGGAAUCAGACACUGGUUUUUGUUGCGUAACAAAUGACUAGUUCGUUUGCUAUCCAUUAUAUAUUGUGUCAUGUUAGCUAUAAUUUGCAUGACUUUGUUAGCCAGGACGUUAUCUUGUAGAAAUACUUUCACUUAGAUAUAUAACGUUAUCUAACGCGAAAAGGGUUAUCGUUCAAAUAAGCAAAAUGUUCGCUUGCUAUACAGUCCGAUUUACUACUUUGUUAGCUAACAUUAACUAACUAAUGUUUUUUUUCGGCAUCUUAGCAACUGAAAUGACUAGUUAGCUAGCUAGCUCCAUGGCUAGUCGUAACUGUAUCGUUAACUAAAGCCAGCGGUGAAACUAUCAAGGAUGUCGCUCCUAACUACUGAACCGCGAGAUAUGUUGUUCUCGCUUGUCAUCUAACCGGGGACUGUUUUCUGGACUGGAUACUUUACUCGUCUCUUCUUCUAAUCUGUAAAUGAACGAAGAAGGAAAGAAAGGCCGAAAAGACAGAUUCCCAGCACCAUGCCUGGUAAGUGAAUCCGUGGCAAUGGAAGGAAAAGGGCCCUAUCAUAUCUACGAUCCAGGCGGGGGCGAGGCUAAGGCCAGAGAGGCCAGGGAGGAGGGCAGCAGCGUUGGAGGGAGCAGCUAUAGACUACUACUGGAAGAGAACAGCGUGCUCCGAGAGAGGAUGAAGGGACUCAAGAGCUUAGGAGACCUGUUGGAGGAGUCUCAGUGGGAGGCUUCUAAGUUGCGUCAGCGUGUAGAGGAGCUGGUCAGAGACAACGAGGCCCUGAAGUCUUCUACCUCCAGCUUCGCUACCAGUCUGUGUAUGGGAGGACCUGUUCAGACCGAGACACAAGGUCAGGGGAAGCUUCACCGCCAACCCAGUAACGACCAGAGACCGAGUCAGUCGUGUGUCUCAACGGAGAAGGCCCUACAUCAUGAUCAGCCCAGCGAAGGUCUGUCCGAGUUUGAAGUGGUGAAUAUGGAGCAGAAGAGCUCCGAUACCCUGACGGCUGGUGCAGGAACAGGACAGCUUCCUCGGGAGAACCAGGAGUUAACCAGUCAGCUACAGCGUCUAGAAAGUUCCUUCAGUAUCUUUGCUGAGGCGUCGAACCCCAACCAGCUCCUAGCUCACCUGGGACGCAUGGCCGUCGAGUUCCACCACCUCUCCUCCAAGGUCCAGAAGAACGAGCAGAGGACCUCCCUCCUACAGACUCUUUGUGAGCAGCUCAGACACGAGAACUACGAGCUGAGAAAGAAGAUGGAGGAAGACCUUCAGUACAGAAACGGAGACUUGGAACUGCUGAGACCAGAGAACAUGAAGCUGAAAGAUCAGGUAACGGGAGGAGGAGAGACCGCGGCAGAGAGCGAGGGGCAGCCAGAAGCCAAAGAAGACGUGGUGAAAGAGGAAACUGCCAGCGUUAGAUCCAAGAUGGAGGUCAGCACACCACAGAAGCGGAGGGGGAAUGCCACAGAGAUGGAGAAAGCCCUGGCCAAGCCCUGUGACCCAGAGGCCUACGAGAAGAAGAUCAAGCUUCUAGAGAAGCAGAGGAAAGAUGUACUGGAUGUUAACAAGCAAUGGGAUGCCCAGUGGAACUCGAUGAAGUCACAGUUUGAACAGAAGAUCACAGACCUGCGUCAGCGGCUAGCAGACUCCCAGAAGGCCGUGCAGGACUUAGAGGCGGAGCGAGAACAGAGGCAGCGGGACCACGAUAAGAAGCUGCUGCUCGCCAAGUCCAAGAUUGAGAACGUACAGGUGAGAACAGACAGAAACCUAGUACAGACCCAACCGUGUCCUCAAGACGUGUACAAACCCAACAACGUACACAACAUUUUGUGUGUGUGUGUGUGUGUCCGGUCUUCACUGCUGGGAACACGUGCAUGUGUAGACUGA